Apaloderma vittatum (bar-tailed trogon) is the source of this 1390-nucleotide messenger RNA. It is a transcript of the gene RNF13, whose product is annotated as ring finger protein 13. The coding region runs from base 20 to 1165 and encodes 381 amino acids. The record is from RefSeq and is a predicted model, not a curated record. The transcript is spliced from 9 exons. Gene Ontology annotation, molecular function: ubiquitin protein ligase activity. Lineage: Eukaryota; Metazoa; Chordata; Aves; Trogoniformes; Trogonidae. Gene Ontology annotation, cellular component: cytoplasm; nucleoplasm. Gene Ontology annotation, biological process: positive regulation of DNA-templated transcription; ubiquitin-dependent protein catabolic process; protein ubiquitination.
UGCAGGUAUUAAAUAAAAUAUGCUGUUGUCAAUAGGAAUGCUGAUGUUGUCUGCUACUCAGAUAUACACCAUUUUGACUGUUCAGUUAUUUGCUUUCUUGAAUCUUUUACCUGUGGAGGCAGAUAUUUUAGCAUAUAACCUUGAAAAUGGCACACAGACCUUUGAUGAUCUACCUGCUAGAUUUGGCUACAGGCUGCCAGCAGAAGGCUUGAAGGGAUUCCUAAUAAAUUCAAAACCAGAGAAUGCGUGUGAGCCUAUAGCCCCACCUCCGCUGAAGGACAACUCGUCCAGUGCUUUUAUUGUGUUAAUUCGAAGGCUUGAGUGCAACUUUGAUAUCAAGGUUUUAAACGCACAGAGAGCUGGAUACAAGGCAGCUAUAGUUCACAAUGUUGAUUCCGACGACCUCAUAAGCAUGGGAUCCAACGACAUUGAGGUUUUAAAGAAGAUUGACAUUCCUUCUGUCUUUAUUGGUGAGACUUCAGCUAAUUCUCUUAAAGAAGAAUUCACCUAUGAAAAGGGUGGCCAUGUUGUGUUAAUCCCAGAGUUCAGUCUUCCUUUGGAGUACUACUUAAUCCCUUUCCUAAUAAUAGUAGGAAUCUGUCUUAUUCUCAUAGUCAUAUUUAUGAUCACAAAAUUCGUGCAAGACAGACACAGAGCAAGAAGGAAUCGGCUUAGGAAGGAUCAACUUAAGAAACUUCCUGUACAUAAAUUUAAGAAAGGAGAUGAAUACGACGUAUGUGCCAUUUGUCUGGAUGAGUAUGAGGAUGGAGACAAGCUCAGAAUCCUUCCAUGUUCUCAUGCGUAUCACUGCAAGUGUGUGGACCCCUGGCUGACCAAAACAAAAAAAACGUGUCCUGUAUGUAAGCAGAAAGUGGUCCCUUCUCAGGGGGACUCCGACUCUGAAACAGACAGUAGCCAAGAAGAGAACGAAGUAUCUGAAAAUACUCCCUUGCUUAGACCGCUAGCCUCAGUUAGCACCCAGUCGUUCGGGGCUUUGUCAGAAUCCCAUUCCCAUCAGAACAUGACCGAGUCCUCGGAAUACGAGGAGGAUGACAAUGACAACAUUGAUAGCAGUGACGCAGAAAAUGGAAUGAACGAAGAAAGUGUAGUGGUUCAACUGCAGCCCAAUGAUGAAAGGGAGUACAGAGUGGCAAAUACCGUUUGAGACUACUAAUGGCGAGUAGCGUGUGAACAAAAGGGUUCUUAAGGCUACACUUCACAAACCUGUACGUAGGGAAUAUAUUUUAAUCUGUAAUCCAUUUGGUUUCUCCAGUAGGAGCAGCAGUUCAUGUAGUAGUACUAUGGUUAAAUCAUUACCGAUAGGUUUAUUUUUGAUUCAGAUACUCAGUCACGCAUUCUGUCUUUUCAAAAUAAACAGUUUAACUGGACU